AACAGCUGUGAGAUUUGUUGACGUUUAACUUUUUGGCAUACCUGAAAUAGUGCAAUCUUAAAUAAAUAAUGGACCUGAUAUUACUUAUAGGCAUUGCCACGGCCCUGCUUGUUGUUCUGCUCACACUUUACUUUUUGCAGAACAAAAAAGCAAAGACUGAUACAAAGGCAGCUGCACAACCACAACGUGGCGUCCCACAGCGCGCUCAGGAAGGGGUGCCAAGACGCGCACAAAUAGCCCGUAAUCAGCGCAAUCGAUUACGUCAGAAUCAAAAUGCGCCUGCAGCAGCUCCCGCGGCAGCUGCCCCUCCAGCCGAUUCGGACGAUGAUGAGGCCGUAGCUGGCGAUGAUAAUGCCCAGCGAGUGCCACAGGGCGCUGUACUGGACGAGAAGAUGGGUGCCAAAAAACGCGCCAAAAUGGAGGCUAAGGAGCAGAAACGACUGCAGCGUGAACAGGAACUGCACGAUCGCGAGCAGAGAAAGGUAAAAGAGGCACAGGAAGAGGCAGAACGUAAGCAACAGGAUGAGCUUGAAGCGGAGGUUGAACGCAAGAAAGCGGAGUCCGAACGAUUGGCCAAGGAAGAGCGCGAGCGUAAGGAGCACGAAGAGUAUCUGAAAAUGAAAGCUGCCUUUAGCAUCGAGGAAGAAGGCUACGAGGAGGGCGAUGCCGACGAGAAGGAAAAUCUGUUGGCCGACUUCAUUCAGUACAUCAAGGAUAACAAGGUGGUUCUACUAGAAGAUUUGGCAACAGCAUUCAAGCUUAAGACGCAGCAGGCCAUCGAACGCAUUCAGGAGCUUCAAGCAAAUGGCACUAUAACAGGUGUUAUUGAUGAUCGCGGCAAGUUCAUCUACAUCUCGGAAGCUGAACUGACAGCCGUGGCAAAGUUCAUCAAGCAGCGCGGUCGUGUUUCUAUAGCCGAGUUGGCGGAGAGUAGCAAUAACCUAAUAAACUUGACGCCCGUUGCUGCCGGCGAAGGCAGCGUCUAAUACAAUUUGUUGGCCAUUUGUAAAUUACAUAUACAUAUAGUUAAAGUAUGUUAAUAUAUAUAUUACACAUAUAUGUGAAUGAGGAAA
Drosophila innubila is the source of this 1073-nucleotide messenger RNA. It is a transcript of the gene Ddrgk1, whose product is annotated as DDRGK domain-containing protein 1. The record is from RefSeq and is a predicted model, not a curated record. The transcript has 2 exons. NCBI's taxonomy places the organism in Eukaryota, Metazoa, Arthropoda, Insecta, Diptera, Drosophilidae. The coding region runs from base 69 to 986 and encodes 305 amino acids.